Messenger RNA from Colletotrichum phormii, 459 nucleotides. RefSeq lists its product as uncharacterized. The record is from RefSeq and is a predicted model, not a curated record. Bases 1 to 459 code for a protein of 152 amino acids. The transcript has 3 exons. NCBI's taxonomy places the organism in Eukaryota, Fungi, Ascomycota, Sordariomycetes, Glomerellales, Glomerellaceae.
AUGGGCGUCGUUGAGAAAGGCAACAAGAUCUUCGUCUCCGCCAGUGAGAUCGACAAGAACAAGGUCACUGUUGAGUUGCAGCAGAAUUUCAAGCAACGUUCGCAGGAGUAUUACACUGUUCCCUUCAUCAAUAAGAGCCAGGGAGACCAGGAGAGCGUCCUCUUCAUCCAGACAACCUACCUUGACGCCUUCAAGCAGAAGCAGGCUGCAGGAGAACCUGAGUUCACUGUAGUCGUUGUCACCUCCUUCCAGUACGGCCAGAAUGACGAGAAAACUUCACGCUGGAUUGUCUAUCAUGACAAGAGUAUGAACGCCUUCCAGUGGCGAUUCGUUGCGAGCGUCAAGUCCAAGCUGGGCAAUAAGCUGGGCUCGUUUGGUGGUGGCAUCUUCAAGAGCUUCGUUGGGGUCGACAUUGGAAACUUGGCUGCGCUCUUCGGCGACACCCUCCGAGACUUCUAA